AUGUCAUCCUACUAUGAGAGGAACAACGAGAUUAUAAGUCAAUGUUAUGAAGCUGAGGAUAGGUUAAAGAAAGCUUGGGGAUGGGGUGAUCAAAAGGCUUAUGCUAGGUUGAGAAGGUUCGCAAGUUGGUUUGAGGAUAUCUGGUUAGAAGUUGACGAUUUAACGGAUAAUUGUCAGCUUUAUGAUAGAGCAGAAUGUGCCGUUCUCUAUGCAUGUGAAGAACUUCUUGAGCAUACCGAAAUUCCCUGUGACGAUUAUCUCAAAUAUGUCGUCAGGAUACGAAAUUGCUUGAGACCAGAUGAGACUUGGUAUGAUUACCCAUACGAUGUGACAGGUCUUGAUGAAACCAGCGAUGAGGAAUCCGAUGAUGGGAUGAUGUUCCAGAUGGAUCCCUAG
This is a messenger RNA of Kwoniella shivajii, 396 nucleotides long. RefSeq lists its product as uncharacterized. The transcript is spliced from 6 exons. The record is from RefSeq and is a predicted model, not a curated record. Bases 1 to 396 code for a protein of 131 amino acids. Lineage: Eukaryota; Fungi; Basidiomycota; Tremellomycetes; Tremellales; Cryptococcaceae.